AUGAAGAAUCUCGUAGCAUUGGAUCUUAACUCCAAUAAAUUUGAGGGGCAACUUCCUGCAUGCAUCGGCAAUUUGACGUCUCUACAUAUACUUCAUCUUCACAAUAAUGGUUUUGAAGGAACCUUUCCUUCCUCGCUAUUUCAGGCUUUAAGAUCCCUAGUGGCAGUUUCUCUGUCUGACGACAAUUUCAAUGGCUCAUUCUCGCUCUCUUUGCUUGCCAACCACUCCAACCUCCAAAUCUUUUUUAUGGAUUGCUAUAAUGCAAAUCUCAAGCUUGAAACUGAGAAUCCCCCAUUUAUCCCUUCCUUCCAAUUGAGGCUUUUAGGCAUCCACAACUGCACUCUUGUAGCAAACAGUAACAAAAUGCCAACCUUUCUUCUUCAUCAAUAUGACUUGCUAGGUCUACAACUUAGCCACUUAAGCAUAACAGGAAUUUUCCCAUCUUGGCUUUUCACAAAUAACACAGAGUUAAAUUAUUUCAGUUUGGCCAACAAUUGGUUCACUGGUCCAUUGGAACUUAAUUCCACCUCAAAAUUGCUUCAAAUGCAAUUUUUCAAUGUUUCCUCAAAUCCCAUUAAAGAUGAAGUGCCUUCUCAUAUUGGCUCCUUUUUUCCCAACUUGAUUUCUCUGGACAUGUCUUCAUGUUCACUGCGAGGUAGCUUGCCAGCUUCAAUAGGUGAAAUGACACAACUGAAUGAUCUUGACUUGUCACACAAUAAAUUAUCAGGUUACUUGCCCCAAGAAUUUGGUCUUGGUAGCACUCAGUUGAGGUUUCUGAAGUUGUCGAGCAAUAACCUGAGCGGCCCAUGUUUGCCCGUGGGUUCCACUUUCAAAUAUUUGUUGUUUGUGGGUCUCAACAAUAAUAACUUCAAAGGAAACAUUCCAACUGGGAUUAUAAAUAGCACUGAAUUAAGAAUGUUGGAUUUAAGUGCCAACCAACUAUCUGGUGAAAUACCUAGUUGGAUUGGAAAUUUUCAACAUAUGAGUUACCUCAUCUUGUCCAAGAAUUCUUUCACAGGUUCACUACCAAAAAGCUUUUGCAACUUAACUAGACUGACUUAUCCAGAGCUUUCUAAAAAUAAAUUCAACGGCUCUUUGCCAAGUUGUCUCAAUAUGCGGUUGUUGAAGUAUUUGCAUUUGCAAAGCAACCAAUUCACAGGACCUAUACCUUCUACUUUGGCCAACUCCCCCUUAUUGACCUUGGACUUCAUGAACAACAAUUUUUCAGGUCAAGUUCCAAGAUUGUUUAGCUUGCUUUUGAAUUUAAGGGUCCUCAUCUUAAAAGAAAACAAAUUUAGUGGUUCUAUUCCUAUUGAUUUAUGUGAGCUCAAGAAGAUAAACAUACUUGAUCUUUCUCAAAAUAAGCUUUCUGGAAGGAUACCCUAUUGCUUGAAUGACGUCGCAUUUGGAAAGACGAAUGCACCUAGAGAAACCAAUAUAGGAAAUUUUAUUGUGUCCUGGAUGACAAGAGCCUCAAGUUAUAUAUUGAACCAUUCAACUUAUAAAGUUAGUUUAAGUGAAAGCAAGGACAUUUUUACAUUGUCUAGAGAUCAAGAAGUCGAUUUUACAACCAAAAGCAGGCAUGAAUCUUACAAAGGAAAUAUUUUGAAUUUCAUGUCAGGACUGGAUCUCUCAGGAAAUCAAUUGACAGGGGAAAUCCCUUUACAAAUUGGAUAUUUAAGCACUAUCCAUACUUUAAAUUUGUCAAAGAAUGAUUUGGAAGGACCCAUUCCAGUCUCAUUUUCCAACCUUAAGCAAAUAGAAAGCCUAGAUCUUUCACACAACAAAUUAACAGGCCGCAUUCCUGCACAAUUAACGCAACUUUACUUCUUGUCUAUCUUUUCUGUGGCUCAUAAUAAUCUAUCUGGAAGGAUACCUGACAUGAAAAAUCAAUUUUCAACUUUUGAACCAAAUAGUUAUGAAGGGAACCCUUUUCUUUGUGGCCCACCUCUACAGAAAAAUUGCUCGUCUAUUGACAAACUAUCAAGGGGAAACAAGCAACCUCAUCAUUCAGAAGAUGAGGACUUCCUAAAUAUCUUCUUGUGGACUUUUGCUGGAGCAUUUGGGGUCUUUUUUCUGGGUGUAAUUAUAGUUCUUUACUUUAACCCUUACUUUUGCAAUUACAUAUUAUUAGAGAGUGUUUUAGCAAGUUAUUUGUACCGGUGGAGGCAUAAAAGAAAGACCUUUUAA
Molecule: messenger RNA, 2190 nt
Organism: Prosopis cineraria
Lineage: Eukaryota; Viridiplantae; Streptophyta; Magnoliopsida; Fabales; Fabaceae
Product: receptor like protein 21-like
Exons: 1
Coding region: 1-2190 (729 amino acids)
Molecular function (GO): protein binding
Source: RefSeq, a predicted model, not a curated record